This is a messenger RNA of Gymnogyps californianus (California condor), 1660 nucleotides long. RefSeq names its product ADP ribosylation factor like GTPase 8A (gene ARL8A). The record is from RefSeq and is a predicted model, not a curated record. The transcript is spliced from 7 exons. The coding region runs from base 75 to 635 and encodes 186 amino acids. Gene Ontology annotation, cellular component: lysosomal membrane. Gene Ontology annotation, biological process: anterograde axonal transport; protein transport. Lineage: Eukaryota; Metazoa; Chordata; Aves; Accipitriformes; Cathartidae. Gene Ontology annotation, molecular function: GTPase activity; GTP binding.
ACCCGCUCGGCCCCGCUCGGCUCUGCCCGGCUCGGCUCGGCUCGGCCCGGCUCGGCCCCGCUCGGCUCGGCACCAUGCUGGCGCUCUUCAACAAGCUGCUGGACUGGUUCCGGGCGCUGUUCUGGAAGGAGGAGAUGGAGCUGACCCUGGUGGGGCUGCAGUACUCGGGCAAGACCACCUUCGUCAACGUGAUCGCGUCAGGACAGUUCAAUGAAGACAUGAUCCCGACGGUGGGCUUUAACAUGAGGAAGAUCACGAAGGGGAAUGUUACCAUAAAGCUCUGGGACAUCGGUGGCCAGCCACGGUUUCGCAGCAUGUGGGAGCGGUACUGCCGUGGAGUGAGUGCCAUCGUGUACAUGGUGGAUGCUGCUGACCAGGAGAAGAUAGAGGCCUCCAAGAAUGAACUGCACAACCUGCUUGACAAGCCACAGCUCCAGGGCAUCCCGGUCCUAGUCCUGGGGAACAAGCGAGACCUGCCCGGUGCCUUGGAUGAGAAGGAGCUCAUUGAGAAGAUGAACCUCUCUGCCAUCCAGGACCGAGAGAUUUGUUGCUACUCCAUCUCCUGCAAAGAAAAGGACAACAUCGACAUCACCCUACAGUGGCUUAUCCAGCACUCGAAGUCUAGGAGAAGCUGAGAUCCCGUGGACUGCGGCUCAGAUCGGGAAGAUGCCAUUGUACAAGUCCAUGCCCCUUCUCUCUCCUGCUCUGUCCCUCCAGCUCUCUCUCUAGAUGGGUAUUUUUAGGGGACCCCAGACUCCGCUCGCAUUGAGGUGGAGCCCUUGUUUUUAUUGUAAAGAAAAUGUCCGACUGCCCUCCUCUCCUCUCCUCUCUCUGUCUCUUCCUCCCAUUUUGGCACUGUUCUGUUGUUGUCUGUGUAUACAGUAUAUAUAUAUAUAUGUAUAUAUAUUUUAAUUUUUUAAUUUAAGCGAUAGCGCUGUUACUAAACUGGGCCCUGUGAGCGGUAGGAAGGCUGUGGGCUCCCUGAGGCCGGCUGAGGGUCAGCGUUGGGAGGAAGAUGAGGAUGGUGGCAGAAGGCAGCCCCUUGGGGAUGGGGCUGUGCCAGGCUGCGGGCAGGUCCCCUGGGGGUCCCUCGUCCCUUCCCCGGGUGUCCUGCCGGUACCCCCAGGCAGAGAGUAUCCUGGGGGUGUUGGGAAUAUGCCCACCUUGCCCUUCCUCGGGCUUCAGCCCCAUGGGCAGGGUUUGGGGGGAAGGCGAUGCCGCCCCCCAGGCUCCUCGCCCCUCCGGGGGGACAGGGAUUAGUCAUGACCCGCUGCGAUCAGCCUCUCCCUGCAUUGCCUCCAGCUGCUGUGCCACUGCCCCAACCCCUCGUCACUGCCCUGGGCCGCUCAUCCCCCUGCCCCGUGUGCCCCCCAGCCCCCGUGCCUGGGCCAGAUCCUGCCCCGCUGCCCAGUCCUGCUGCUCUGCUGCACUGGGGUGGCGAUCCGAGGGGCCGGUGCCAGUGCAGGGGGAGCCCAGCAAUGCCAGCAGCCCCCGCGGGGAGCAGGGGGCUGGCUCCUGCCUCUUCCCUGCCCCAGCUGCCCCCGGAGGUGGCUCAGCCCCUCGUAGCCUCUUGGGGCAGCUGCGCUGGCUCCCCACAUGCCAAAAGGCAUCGCCUGCGCCCGGCUGGGGACUGCUGGCUCUGCCCUGGCCGAGGACGUCG